Canariomyces notabilis is the source of this 3320-nucleotide messenger RNA. RefSeq lists its product as uncharacterized. Gene Ontology annotation, molecular function: metal ion binding; glycerophospholipase activity. Gene Ontology annotation, cellular component: cytoplasm. The record is from RefSeq and is a predicted model, not a curated record. NCBI's taxonomy places the organism in Eukaryota, Fungi, Ascomycota, Sordariomycetes, Sordariales, Chaetomiaceae. The transcript has 2 exons. The coding region runs from base 306 to 3320 and encodes 1004 amino acids.
AGCUUGUUCCCUUUCAAACCUCCCAAUCUGUCUUACAUAGUUCGCCCCCUUUCUUGGUGUCAUCAGAUGGAUCUCACCGUCCCAGACAGUCCCUAUGCCGCGCCGUAAACCAACCUCUAAAGCAAACAAACGGCGUUCCAUGUGUCCGAAUCUUGGAUCCCAGCCAACCAUCUCUCUCGUCAACAGUCGGUCAAUAAUAGGCAAACCACGACCUCUCCCUCUUCCGACAUACUACACGCCUCUGGCCCCAUCUUGAUCCCUCUCCUCCACCUCCAAAGACCUCAACCAUCCAAUAAACCGGCACCAUGUCCUCCCUAUCCGCGGCAGAAGCUCAGCACACGUUCCAAACGCCCGCCUGCCGGCUGGCCCCGGUGUCCGCACCCGCGCCGGUAGAGGGGCUAGAAGGAAUCCCGCCGAUCCGCGCGCAAUUCUUUUAUGCGUCGGCGAUGCCCAUUGACGACCCGUUCUCGGCAGCAACCAUUGCCGGCGCCGGCGGAGGGGGAGGCGACCACCCCAGGCCCUCCUCCAAGCUGCCGCUCCGGCCAUUCUCGGCGGCCGACAACAACGCGCUGGAAAAGGCCUGGCUCGGCCUGGCCUCGGACCGUGACAGGCGCAACCACGCCCGCGCCACCGCCCGCAACAAUAAUCGCAGUCCCAGCCCCACGCUGUCGCGCGAAAACGCCGAGAGGCUUGCCGCUAUCGUCGCACUGCUCGCUAAGAAGCAUUGGGAGAAACAUGACCGUGAGGGGGAGCAGGUGGGUGCUACCACCCGGGGUGGGCGGGGUCUGGAUGGCGGGAGGGAGGAGCCCGGUGUUGUGCGGUUUGAUGGGGUUGGCGGUGAUGGGGCGGUCGAGGUGCCGGUUUGUUGUCCCGAGCUGCCGAUGGAUGCCUCUGCUGAGCUGAGGAGGGCGUUUUGUGCCGUUACCAGGAGAAGGCAGCAGGGGUUGGAUCAGGACCGUGUGCUGGAGGGGGUCAUGGCGCAGUUAGCCAGGCUGAGACUCGAAGCCGAGGGGAAUACUGCCGCGGCCGCGCGUCCUGGAUCCGCGGGUGGGAUGGCCCUACCGUCGCAGUUGCCUUCGUCUGCGGGGACAGGCCCGAUGCAAGUUGCGGUGAGUUUGGGCUCCAAAUCGUCUGCGGCUUCUGCUGGUGACGGGGGUGCCAUGGGUUUGGCCUCGAGUCUACCCGUGGGGGGUUCCAUGGCAGCGAGACCACCAAUCCUGGAUGAUGGGAUAUCCGGAAAGCCUUUCGUGAGGGUCGAGCCCUCGCCCAGGUCAAAUAGAUCGUCUGGGGUCGCUACCCCAGACGACAAAGGACCGAGGGCUGGGUUGAAAGCAAGGGCUAGAGCUGACAGUCGGGCAUCUGCGCGAGCUGCCGUUGACCGGCUGGAGGACUCGGUUGAGGUGCCUGUGGGUAUCUCGAGGUUGCAUAUGGUCUCGCUGCCUGUGCUUCAGAUGAAGCCAAUCUACUGGUCGCCGGUGAAUGACAUUGCUACGGUGCUGAGAGCUACGUGGUUCUAUAGGGAUACCAUGGUGCCUGUAGAGCCCUUGGUUGCGAACCAGUUGGAGGCGGGUUAUCGAGAACUCCGACCCUGGACAGAAACGUGGCGUGACGAGCUCAGGUCCGCCCUCGACGUCGGGCCGCUUGGUGAAGAGAAAGUGUCACAUCGGCUUUGGCCGGAGGGUGCUAGCACAGACAAGCGGUCCAAGCACAAAGACGACUUGGCCCCAGAGCCUCCUAUAUCUGCGGAUCCAUUCUGCGCUGCAAGGUGUUUCCAUGGAGAAGCAGCCGCCGAAGGGACGCUUGAACCUGUCCACUCCGAAGAAGACACCGCGCUCCCUCCUCCUGAAUCCAGAAGCUAUUCGAAUUAUCAUGUCAUCUACAAAGAUGGCUCAGCCGCAUUUUUGCUAAAGCCGAGCCAGAAACCCUCUGCAUACUAUGGAAGAAAGCCCGUUUCCAAGAUUAUGAAGGGCUUGACUGUCGGGCUACCUGUCGUGCGUGGGUUUGACCGAGCCGCAUGGGAGCGGGUCCACGAGAAGCGGGCGGCUGAGCGAGCCAAAAGCCUUGGAACCGUUAUGCCACCGACGGGAAUGCGUGAAAAUGCUGAGCGAGGUGAUUGCCCUGGCUGCAGGCUCGAGAAAGACCGCGGGCAAGUCACCGACCUGAUACUGGUCGUCCACGGCAUUGGCCAAAAAUUCGCCGAGCGCGUCGAGAGCUUCCACUUCACGCACGCUAUUAAUUCUUUUCGUAGAGCUAUCAACAUCGAGCUUGAGAAUCCUGUCAUUAAGGCCGUUCUUAGACCUGACCAGAAUGGGAUCAUGGUCUUACCCGUCAACUGGCGCCACCUCCUAAGUUUCGAAGACGGCGGCCCGACAAGCGAAGAGGAUAAGGCAGCCUAUGCGCCCGAGGGCUUCACAUUGAAGGAUAUCGAGCCCAACACCAUUCCCGCAGUAAGGAGUAUGAUCUCGGACGUCAUGUUCGAUAUCCCCUUUUACAUGUCUCACCACAAGCCCAAAAUGAUAGCCGCUCUCGUUGGCGAGGCGAACCGCGUGUACAGGCUCUGGUGCCGGAACAAUCCAGGCUUCGCCGAGAAAGGACGAGUACACCUGAUUGGGCACUCUCUCGGCAGCGCCAUGGCAAUUGAAGUCCUAUCCAAGCAGCCCACUCAGGUUGAGCGUCUGGACCUCUCCCGACCACUCCCCGACACUCGCUUCUUCGAGUUCAACACGAUCAACCUGUUCCUCCUCGGCAGUCCAGCAGGUUUCUUCCUCCUUCUUGAGCGGGGCACUCUAAUCCCGCGUCGCGGGCGCCACAAGCCCGGCGCGGAUCCGGCCGACACGGUGGCCAAGGACGUGGUCGGGGAGGUGGGCAUGUUUGGCUGCCUCGCUGUCGACAAUAUCUACAAUAUCCUUGCCAAGGAAGACCCCAUCGCAUAUCUACUCAACGGGACCAUUGACCCGGUCUACGCGGCAAGCCUCAAGACGGCCUACGUCCCCAGCAUCAGCACCUCCUUUUUCAAGUCCGUCGGCGAUGCGCUCGAGCUCGAGGUGCACGAUUUUACUCGUGAGGAGCUGGCCGAGAAGAAGGCGUUUUUGCUAAACGACAACGGUCAGAUUGACUAUUACCUCCGGUCGGGCGGCGGCCCGCUGGAGAUCCAGUACCUCAACAUGCUGAGCGCGCACACGAGCUACUGGACAAACAUGGAUCUGAUUCGCUUUCUGUGUGUUGAGGUGGGCCGCAUGCCCGGCAGACAGCACGCGCUUGCCUCGAUGAGGGCGGUCAAGGUCAAGGGCCGGUUUGCGGGUCACGUCGGCGGCAGGUGA